Brugia pahangi is the source of this 1461-nucleotide messenger RNA. The record is from the annotation of a GenBank genome assembly. NCBI's taxonomy places the organism in Eukaryota, Metazoa, Nematoda, Chromadorea, Rhabditida, Onchocercidae.
AUGAUAAGUAUUCAUUUCUUUAUUUUUAUUUUCUAUAUAAUAAAUAUUAUAAAUGCUGAAUUAUUAUCACAUACAAUUAUUAAAUUUGAACCAUUUCAAAGUGUAAAUAUUUUAUCUGUGCAACAUUUUAAUAAUUCAAAUAUUACAUUUACUGAUACAAAAAAAAUUUUCAUUCAUAACGUGAAAAAAGCACGCAUAAAACGAAAUAAUCAACGACAAAUUACGGAUGCAAAAAAUUUAUUAAAUCAACGUAUUCAUGGAAAUUCUGUUCCACAGUGUCCAUGUGUAAUUAAACCUGGAACAGAUAAAUGCAUCGCUUAUGAUUCUCGAUAUCAGGCGGCAACAAUUGAAGAAGCGCUAGUGGCAUUUCAAGAUCUUACCAUGGACAGUGAUGAUGAUUUCAAAUAUUCUUCUACUAUUAUUAAUGCUAAAACAUUUACAUGUCAAACAUUGGAAUGUCAAACAUGUGCAGCAAUUUUACUUAGACGUAUCAAACAAAUCGGAAUGGUACCAACAGAUUUACAAGUUUCAAUUCCACUUCCUAAAUUUAUUGAUUCAAGAUAUUGUCGAAGACUUCGUUUUCUUAAACCAUUUUCUAUACCAAAUCCACCUCAACCAUCUUAUUAUAUGAAAGCAUUAAUUGAACGUGGUUUACAAUAUGCUGGUGGUAUUUUAAGACGACAACAAAUUACUCAUCCUGCAAGGAAUCGUUUUUGGUCACCAACACAGUCACCUGCACCUCUUCUACCACCACGACCACUACCACCACGACCACUACCGCCACCACCACCACGACCACUACCACCACCACCACCACCACCACCACCGCCACCACCGCCACCACCGCCACCACCGCCACCGCCACCUAUAUUUCAUCCUCCUCCACCUCCUCCUCAUAUUCAACCACAACAAUUUCAAUUUCCUUUUUUUCAAACCCAACAUCUAUCACAGUAUCCAAUGCAAGAAUCAUGGUUUCCAUCUAUUUUUAAUACGGUACACAGUAAUGGAAAAGGUGCAGCAAUUUAUCAGAGUAAUGGUGAAAUUUCAAUAAAUAGUGGAGGAAGUGGAACAGAUAGUUCAUCACAACAUACCAAAAAGAAAGUUAAAAGAAAAGCUGAACCACCUGUUUUAGGAAUACGUUAUACAAUAUCAUGCGUACGACAUGGUGAAAUAGAUGAUGAUAAUAUGUUAACAUUAUGUGGUACCUGUUGGACAUGGCGUAAAUUACCACCUGAUUAUUUUCCACCUUUAAUUAAUGAACUUGUUUGCUCAAAAGAAAAUCAAGGUCAUUGUCUAUCUGGUUGGGGUAAAUGUCAACAAAAAUAUCGUAAUUUUGAUGUGCUACGAAAUGUUAAUGGAAAUUGGCAACCAACAACGAUCUCAACAGCAACAUGCUGUGAUUGUCGAAUUCGAGCAGGCACUGAAAUACAUCCACUUGUUAUUGGCAAAAGGCAAAAUUAA